AUGGCAUACAACUUUAGAGCAGGUUCAAGAGUAGAAGUAAGGAGUGAUGAAGAAGGUUUCAGAGGUGCAUACUAUGUGGCCACCGUACUAGAAGAUCCGAAAUUCGAACAAUGUAUUGUAGUAUAUGACCAACUGAGUGAGAGUGAGGAUCCGAAUUCCAGGAAUUUAACUGAGAAGGUUCAUGUCUCAAGAUUGAGACCUCUGCCUCCUCUCAGUAAAGGUGAGAUGAUCAAGGUUCACGACAAUGUCGAUGCUUAUUAUAAUGAUGGAUGGUGGCCUGGAGAAAUUGUUGAAAGUCUUCAAGAUGGCAAGUUUUUGGUUUACUUUGCUGAUCCUCCAGACCAGCAGGUAGUGGAAAGAAAUGAUCUUAGGCAUCAUUUGGAAUGGGCUAAUGGGAAAUGGAAAAAGCCAAGAAGAAAGAGCCAGAUUUACAAGAUGAUUACCCAAGGAUCAGCAGUAGAAGUAACUUUUGAAAGAGAAAACUAUAGUGCAUGGCAUGUUGGAAAUGUCUUGCAAGUUAAAGGAAACAAUAAAUUCUUGGUAAAGUUCCAGUUCCUCGGAGUGGACAAUAAACCUGCAUGCACUACAGAAACCGUUGAUUUCCCCUGUAUCCGACCUUUCCCCCCACAGCUAGAGGAACAGGAUUUUUCUGUGCUUGAUAAAGUGGAUGUAUACUAUAAUUUAGGUUGGUGGAGUGGAGUGAUUCAUAGAAUUCUGAAUGACAUGAGGUAUGUUGUCAUUACACAAGCAAAUGUCAAACUGAUAUGCAUCUGUUCUCACCUGCGGCCUCGUUUGGAUUGGAUUGAUGGCAAAUGGACCAUUACAUCCCGGAAUACUCAAGCACUCCUUAGUUAUAACGAGCCCUUGAAAAGUAACAGAACAAGGACCCCGAGUAGAAAACAACAGGCUAAGAAAUACCGUGGUACAGCAGGGAAGAUGAUUGAUGAUGCAGUCCGCGCUGAUGAACCUGAUAUGCAUGUUCAUGAAGAAUUGGGUACAUUGUCUGAGACCCCUGUCAAUGAAAAAGUAAAGAGACAUAUCAGUGAUCAAAACAAGCAGUGCAUCGAAGGAUCAAGUGGAACUAAGAGAACUCGGAACAGGAAGAGGGGAAGACCACAAAAGGUUUCACUUGAAAAUCAGAUAGGCAAGGACAAUCUAAUGCUCACGACAGUUGAUAAUCAACCUGCUGAAGGUCAUUUUACGCUCUCUUGUAAGGACUAUAUGAAUUUAAUUAUAUCUGAAAGGAAGAUUCUGACCCGCCUUUGUAGACGCAAUGAGUUAUUAAGCAGAACAGUCGUAUCUCCAGGUGAGAACCAGUCGGACAAAACAGGGGCAAGUACAAGAGUCAAGAUGUUCCUCAAUGAAUCUCUGUGUGAUGCACAUCCAGAACUGAUGCCAGACACUUAUCUAGCUGAGGACCAGGUGGCCAAGGAAUCUUUGAUAGAAAGGCAUGGAGAAACAAGUAAUAUUGCAGGCACUCAAUCUCAAAAUCAAGGUGUGAAAUCAAACAUCCCAGUGGUUGAGCACCAGGAUACUCAAACAAUUGCAGGAAAUGGAGCUACCACAAAUGGAAGUGCUUCUAAAGCUCAAGAUGUGCCACUGUAUCAAUGCGCGAAUGCAAGCUAUGGAGAAUCUAAUAAUGAUGCAAGUUCUGCAUAUGCUUCAAAGGCUAUAAUUCCGUUUUCUCCACUGCAGAAAACUGAUGCAAAUUAUCCAACUUGUGAACCGGCAACACCCUCUGCAAUCAUAAGCUGCGAUGGCAGGGACAAAAACGUACCAUUCUUUAAGUCCUCGCCGCUAUGGAAAUCUCUGGAGUCUAUGGAAAUAUUUAACAGGACACAACUAAAGCCACACUUCAAUCCGCUGGCAAAAUGUCGAGAAGAGACUCGUGAAGGAUUGGCAAUAGGCCAUAUGGUAACAUUUUCAUCCGUGGCUGAAAAAACGUUAAAUUUGCGGUUCUCUGAUCCAAGCAGUGUCAUUAUAAACAAUCUGAAAACUCUGGUCGAGUUGGAGAAACAGGGGUUUGAUGUUGAGCCAAUUCGAGCACGGUCCAUGACGUUGUUGGCUAAAAAGGAACAGGAGAGGAAACUUGAAGCAGAGUACAAAAUGAUCGAAAAUGAGAUAACAAACAGUGAGCAUGAGAAAGAUCGACUGAGCCAAGAGAAGAUCCAAAUCAAGGCGACAAUGAAAGAGCUGGUGGAAAAGCUUUCUUGGAUUGAUUCGGAGAAGGGGAGGAAAGACGAGAAGAUUUCCACAUUGCGAUCAAGACAAGAAGCUAUCCGUGAAAGAGUCCGUGGCGUCGAAGAUGAGUUCGAAAAUGCUGCUAAUUGUCCAUUCAAUUAGAAGCAAGUUCAAUAUUUUGGGUGUUGGUUUGUUUGUGUAAGGAAGUGACUAGGGCUACUGACUGAGCUCAAUUUUUGUUGCGGAGCAUGUGUGUGCAAGUGUACAAGCUCCCUCAGGAGCCUGG
This is a messenger RNA of Daucus carota subsp. sativus, 2467 nucleotides long. Its product is annotated as DUF724 domain-containing protein 3. The record is from RefSeq and is a predicted model, not a curated record. Bases 1 to 2343 code for a protein of 780 amino acids. The transcript is spliced from 9 exons. NCBI's taxonomy places the organism in Eukaryota, Viridiplantae, Streptophyta, Magnoliopsida, Apiales, Apiaceae.